Striga hermonthica is the source of this 372-nucleotide messenger RNA. The record is from the annotation of a GenBank genome assembly. Lineage: Eukaryota; Viridiplantae; Streptophyta; Magnoliopsida; Lamiales; Orobanchaceae.
AUGAAGGAAAACAAGUUCUCCCAACCAAUUUUGCUCUCCCAACUAUCGCUGCUGGUCUUGUUCUUGAUCUUGAUCCCAUCAAUGGCGGAUACUUCGUCUCCAUCUGAGGCCCAAGUUCACAUAGUUUACACCGAAAGACCUGAAGGCCUCGAAUCGGAAGCGUAUCACAUCAAAACCCUCGCAUCUGUUCUUGGCAGUGAGGAUGCUGCAAAGGAUGCUUUGUUGUAUAGCUACAAGCAUGCUGCAAGUGGGUUCUCUGCUAAACUGACUCCCGAUCAGGUUUCUCAGAUCUCCAAACAACCAGGUGUUCUUCAGGUCGUCAAAAGCGAAACUCUCCAGCUGCAUUCGGGACCUGGGAAGAUGCGAGUUUGA